Impatiens glandulifera is the source of this 1824-nucleotide messenger RNA. RefSeq lists its product as uncharacterized. Lineage: Eukaryota; Viridiplantae; Streptophyta; Magnoliopsida; Ericales; Balsaminaceae. The coding region runs from base 102 to 1706 and encodes 534 amino acids. The record is from RefSeq and is a predicted model, not a curated record. The transcript is spliced from 3 exons. Gene Ontology annotation, molecular function: protein binding.
UAUAUUUCCAUUUCAUUCUCUCUCCCUGUCUUCAAGUGGAAAUGCAGAUAGAGAAGAUUAAAGAGAUCCUUUAAUCGCAAUCGCAAUCGCAAUCGCAAACAAUGGCCAUCAUAGAGAAGAAGAAAUGGUGGCUGAGCAAUCGGAAGAUCGCAGGAAAUUAUGUCAGAGAAGCAAGACGCUUAAUCGCGACUAAGAACAACACCAACAUUGCGUCUGCGAUAAUAAUUCUGGAUACUGCUCUGUCUCUUUCUCCUAGUUUCGAUCUGGCAAUGGAACUCAAGGCACGAUCUCUCCUUCAUCUCCGGCGUUUUAAGCAAAUCGCGGAAAUGCUUCAGGAUUACAUCCCAAGUGUAAUCAGAUCGAACGAUUACGAUGCUGAGUGUUCUUCCUUAUUCUCUUUCUCAUAUGAUCAACCUUUAUCUGGAGAACAUGUCAAACUUCUUCCUAAUUCGUCUACUCCUGAUCAAGAUAUUGACCACUUGCGUUUUAACUGUUUCUCAAUCUACAAAUUGAAGAAGAAGAUCAUGGACACUCUCUCUAAUAGCUCUGCCGUCGAAGAACAAUGGAGGUUUUUAGUAUUGGGACAAGCUUGUUGUCAUUUGGGAUUGAUGGAGGAUGCAAUGUUACUCCUUCAGACAGGAAAACGCUUGGCGGCGGCGGCGUUCCGUCUGGAGAGUAUUUCAUGGACGGACGACAGUUUUUCUCUUUCUUCACCGGAGAUAACAACCGGCGGCGAAAGCUUCUCAUCGGAACAGUCGCCGAAGACAGAGUCAGAAAACAUUACCCAACUGCUUACCUACAUAAAAUUCCUCAUCCGCCGCAAGAGUGCCGCCGUCGCCGCCCUAGACGCCGGCCUAUACUCAGAAGCCGUUCGUCACUUCACGAAGCUAGUUGAAGGCCGUCGCCGUGCCCCACAAGGGUUCAUCGCCGAAUGUUACAUGAACAGAGCUUUGGCUUACCAAUCGCUUGGUAGAAUCGCAGACGCAAUCGCAGAUUGCAAUCGAACGUUGGCGCUUGAUCCUUCAUGUUUGGAAGCUUUAAGCAUUAGAGCUUCUUUAUUUGAAACAAUCAGAUGUUUACCGGACAGUCUUCACGAUCUUGAACAUAUGAAAUUGCUUUAUAACUCAAUUCUCCGUGAUCGAAGACUUCUGGGACCGGCAUGGAAACCGAAAACAGUUCAAUACAGAGAAAUUCCAGGAAAGCUUUGUUCUUUAACGACGAGAAUACAAAAAUUGAAACAGAGAGUUGCUUCUGGAGAAAUUGGGAACGUAGAUUACUAUGGUUUGAUCGGAUUGAGAAGGGGAAUUAAUCGGCGUUCUGAUUUGGAAAGAGCCCAUUUGCUUCUAUCUUUACGGCAUAAACCUGAUAAAGCUAUUGGGUUUCUGGAAAGGGUAGAGCUUGCUGAAGAAGAAGAAGAUGGAGUAAUGGAAUCUGUUAAGGAUAGAGCAAAUAUAUCAGCUUUAUGGCUUUACAGGUUAAUUCUAAAGGGGCAUAAUUCUGUAAUGGCAACAAUAAUAAAGGAAGAAGAAGAAGAAAACAAACAUCGACGAGUCUUGAAUACAUCAUCAUCAUCAUCUUCAUCUCCUCCGGCGGUGUUUCAGGGCCGGGUAUUUUGCAGGGAUCUUGCAGAGGUCGGGAAUUUGCUUUCUCAGGCUGGUUUUAAUCAUCGUCCGAUUCCGGUAAAGUAUGAAGCUUUGAGCUGCUGAUUUUGAAUUAGACAAAUAUAUAUAUAUAUAUAUAGUUGUGGUGGUUAUUUAGAUUUUUUUGUUUUUUUUUUUCUAUUUAUUAUUGCCGAUGAUUGUUACUUAUUUGCCGUCGACAACA